Rhincodon typus (whale shark) is the source of this 1734-nucleotide messenger RNA. It is a transcript of the gene pwwp3a, whose product is annotated as PWWP domain containing 3A, DNA repair factor. The transcript is spliced from 9 exons. The record is from RefSeq and is a predicted model, not a curated record. Lineage: Eukaryota; Metazoa; Chordata; Chondrichthyes; Orectolobiformes; Rhincodontidae. Bases 293 to 1237 code for a protein of 314 amino acids.
AGAACCAGCUAGAUAAGUGUAAUUGUAUUAUGGCUCAAAGAAGACACUAGGCUUGAUGGCCUAAAGGCCUUUUCUUUUGAAGCCGCGAUUCAUCACCAGUGAUGUAAUUAUCUAUAUUCACGCAGGAUUGCAGUCAUCCUCUUUGUCAGUAGAGUUCAGUUCAGUAGACUCUCUUUCAACAAGCAAACCCACAGAUGAUGGGGAGGAGGAAGAGGAAGAUGAAGAGAAUGAUGAAGAUGAAAACCUUCCAAGUAUACUGCUGCACCAAGAGCAAUGGUCAGUAACUGAGGGGAUGCUGGUUUGGUGUAAAUUCCAGAAGUACCCACAUUGGCCAGCAGUGGUAAGAAGUGUAAAGCCCAGGAUCAAGAAGGCCAGCAUAUUGUUUGUCGAUGAAAAUAUAAUAGAUGUAGAAAAGAAUAAAAAAGGCUUUACGGUGUCUGUAAGGACACUGAAACCAUUUGACUGCGAAAACCGUCAUCAGUUAACAGCUGCAGCACGGCACAUUUACAAGACUUCAGUUGAUUGGUGUGUGGCUCUAAUUGAUGAUUAUCGAAUCAGAAGAGGAUGUGGCUCCUUCACAGGUUCCUUUGUUGAGUACUGUACAGCUGAACUUAGUAUCCCAGUGCGAAAAUCAUUUGGACAAGAUCCCUCACUAAUGACCUUUCCAUACACUUCAAUUGCAAAUCAAGUAGAAGGAGGGAAUUCUGAUUCUGAAAUUGAGAUCACACCAUCCAGACAACAUCCUACCAAAAAACUGCUUCCUGAUAGGAAGAAAGCUGCCAGAGAUCGAGCUAACGAGAAACUUGUGCAAUUCAUUGUCAAGGCAAAGGGUGCAGAGAAGCACCUUCAGGCUGUCAUUAAGGGACAGAAGCCAUCUAGGUGGCUAGAGGAGUUUAAAACUCGUACCCGCAACUCAAGUGUCAUUGAUACGUACCUUGAAGAUGACUGGCAGCUGGACCAAGUGGUUAACUACUUAAAAGCUGUCUGUGAAAUGAAUGUGAGCACAAAACUCUUAGAAGAUUAUGAGAGGUCUAGGUUUAUCCUGGAUGUCCUCUUGCCGGAGGCCAUUAUUUGUGCAAUUGCUGAGGUUGAACAGAUGAGCAUCAAGAAAGCCGAAGAAAAGUACAUGAAGGGCCCACUUCACAGUGAAAGGGAAGUUGAACACUUCAACAAAGAGAUUGAAAAAGAGAUGAAACUGAAACAGAAGCUCUUGAAAAAGGAGGAAUCCACUAGCUGAAGCUUUCAUUCUUAAAAUGCACGUGUACAUAAGAUUGAAUGAAACUCAUAUUUUUUGUGCAAAGUAAUAUCAUUUUUGAUAGCAAGAAUUUAAAUGUUUCUUAUGAAAUAUCAAAACCAAUUGUGUACAGAUAACAUGAGAGUUAAAAGCGUGUAAAUAUCCCAUCUGGGGAAAUCAAUUAUCUGUUUAAGUCUCAGUGCAUAAGGCUUAAAGCUUAAGUAUGUUUUUUACUUCAAAAUGAAAAGCCAUUCAUUUCACAAAGACUUAAAAUUUUGGCAAGCUCAGUUAAAUUUGAUAUCCUUUAUUGUGUCCUUUUCUGAAACGCAAAAAAAUUGUGCUUUUUUUUUGUUGAUUUUAACUUUGAAUGGUAACCACCUUUGUGGUGUAAUAUCAAUAUUCUCCUAAGAGUGGGUAAUGAAGGCAUUUGAUUCACUAUUCCAACUACACGCACAGUAUAAUACAUGAGAAUGUGCUAUCAAUAAAAAUCACACUUGGAA